UGAUCUUAUAACUUUCCAUCAGUGUGAUGUAUGUUAUGAGAUUUUUCAACAAUAUGAUGAUUUAGAAAAGCACAAUAAGAUGCAUGGUAAAGAAGAGAAAACUGAUGAUGUAGAUGGAUAUUAUCAUGUUAAAGAAGAGAAAACUGAUGAUAUUGAAACUGUUUAUCAGUGUAAUUUAUGUGAUGAAGAAUUUAAAUUAGAAACUGAUUUAGAAAAACACUGUGAAAUACAUGUUAGUCAGCAAGGGCAAAGAAGACAAAAACCAUAUCAAUGUGAUAUUUGUGAUAAAUCAUUUUCAGUGAAUAGUGCUCUACACAUACACACAAGGGUUCAUACUGGUGAAAAACCUUAUAAAUGUGAUGUUUGUAGUAAAUCAUUCACACAGGCUGGAAGCCUACAGAAGCACAUGAAAAUUCAUACUGGCGAAAAACCCCAUAAAUGUGAUGUUUGUGAUAAAUCUUUUAUACGGAGGGAAGGCCUACAAAAGCACAUAAGAAUUCAUACUGGUGUAAAACCAUAUAAAUGUGAUUUUUGUAGUAAAUAUUUUGCCCUUAGUAGUUCUCUACGGCAGCACAUGAGAAUUCAUACAGGUGAAAAACCUUAUAAAUGUGAUGUUUGUAGUAAAUCAUUCACACAGGGUGGAAGCCUACAGAAGCACAUGAAAAUUCAUACUGGCGAAAAAACCCAUAAAUGUGAUGUUUGUGAUAAAUCUUUUAUACGGAGGGAAGGCCUACAAAAGCACAUAAGAAUUCAUACUGUCGAAAAACCAUAUAAAUGUGAUUUUUGUGGAAAAUAUUUUGCCCUUAGUAGUUCUCUACAGCAGCACAGGAGUACACAUACUGGUGGAAAACCUUAUAAAUGUGAUGUUUGUAGUAAAUCAUUCACCUAUAGCCAUCAUUUGAAGGAACACAUGAGAAUUCAUACUGGUGAAAAACGAUAUAAAUGUGAUGUUUGUAGUAAAUCAUUUACUCAUAGUAGUACUCUACAAUCACACAUAAGAAUUCACACAGGUGAAAAACCAUAUAAAUGUGAUGUUUGUGGUAAAUCAUUUAGACAGCGUAGUAAUCUGAAAAUACACAAGAUAAGAUUUCAUACUGGUGAACAAGCAGUUGAUAUUCAGGAAUCUUAAACAUGCAUUAUGCUAGAGCUAAAUUUUCCUAUUGUAGGUGGGGGUUGGAUGGCUGAAUGGUAAGCAUGUGCGCGCUGUAUCAUAAGGUCUGUUAUUGAGUCAACUGGUGUGGUUUGGAUUCACUAGUUGUACGUUGUAAGGAGUAGGGUCGCCUGUCCUACCUCGUGGGUUUUCUCAGGGUCCUCCGGUUUCCUCCUACUGCUAAAGAUCCCUUUGGCAAGCGAAUUGUUGAAAUAAAAUUGAACCAUGUGUUAGUCUCUCUUGGAAUUUGAUGAAAGAGUAGGCCAUAGUGUCGCUGCCUGGGAAAAAAUUUCCCUCAUAGCAGACUGUAUGGCGUAUGACCAUUUUCAUUAGCCCAGUAUAGGAGCAGAAUAGUAGGACGUUAAACCCCAUUUAAUUUCAUUUCAUCGAUUGUUUUCAUUAGCCCAGUAUAGGAGCAGAACAGUAGGAUGUUAUACCCCAGUUCAUUUCUAUAUACUAUUAGUGUUUGUGCUCUUAAACCAUGUAUUGUAUCAUCAAAUCACCCAUUUUGUACUUGGGAAUGUGUUUUUAAAGAUGGGUUACCAGAAAAGUAUUUAUUGGAUGGUUAUUUCCAAUAAAAGUAUGGUAAUUUUCGUAUAUAUGGAAAGUAGAGAUAUCUUACUAGAAAAAUACUGUAUUCCCCGAAAAACACUCAUGGAGCGUAUACAGGACAAAAAUGUAAGGGUUCCCCUAAUCAACAGCCAGACGAUUAGGAAUUUCUGCACGCGUGAUGUCAAAGGACACACGCGAACAUUGAGCGCUUGAUGUACAAGUUGAUAAACUUUAUGAAGAGUUAGACUUACAACACUUUCUGAGAUAAAAAUGACGGAAAAAGACGCGGGUAGUGGAUAAUCCGAGAAUUUAAUUAGGAUUCGAUAUUUGUAAUAAAUAGUCGGCGAUUAAAGACAACAUCGUCUUAGUAUGCAAUGAAUUCUCCUUUGACUUACAAGAGAGGUAAGUCGCGUGACGUAAACAUGACCUGGUUUGAUAGAAUUUUUAUAGCAGGACAUUCCUUCGCAAUUACAAUGUUUGAGAAGGAUUUGACGCAAAGUUAUGACAAAUUAAUUAGUUUGAAUAUGGUUUUAGUCCAUAUAUACCAUUAAAUCACCCAGUUUGUACAGGGGAAUGUAUCUUUAACCUAUUGUAUAUUGUUUGUAUGUAGAUGAAUACAAGAAUAUAAAUCUGUGAUCUAGAGCCAUGUAUUAAUUUGUUGUAUAUUGUAUCCAAUGUAUUAAAGAUUCAGUGUGUAUUGUAUCUAACUUGGUGUACAUUGUAUCCAAUUUGUUUGUAUUUAGAUGAAUAAAAUAUUAUUGAA
Messenger RNA from Patella vulgata (common limpet), 2465 nucleotides. Its product is annotated as zinc finger protein 501-like. The record is from RefSeq and is a predicted model, not a curated record. The transcript has a single exon. Gene Ontology annotation, molecular function: DNA-binding transcription factor activity; RNA polymerase II cis-regulatory region sequence-specific DNA binding. Gene Ontology annotation, biological process: regulation of transcription by RNA polymerase II. Lineage: Eukaryota; Metazoa; Mollusca; Gastropoda; Patellidae. Bases 80 to 1129 code for a protein of 349 amino acids.